ACUUUGUCUUACGAGAAAGAACGUGACUUUUACACCGCCAUUUUGGAUCAGACGGCGUUGGAAAUAAAAGGUUUGUUUUUAAUCUCUUAUUUCUCAAGACUGAGUUGCUAACUAAUAAGUCCAUGAUAAUGAUAAAUAGUGAAAAAAUAAAAAAAUGCUAAACAAAAGUGUAUGUUGAAGCUUAUCAUACUUAGAUUUAGAUGUUAUUAGUACUAUACUCUUUGACCGGGCAUUGCUAAAAAGACUAUUUCUGUUGAUAAAAUCAUAUUAAUCUUCUGGAUAACGAAUAGCUGAAGACUUUCGGAUACACUCUUAUAAUCAUAUUGAGGGUUACAACUGAAUAUUUCCAACUUUAUUAUUGUUUGUCCUUGGUUAAGGUCGGAGUGUCGUCUGCUAAAGAGAAAUCGUGUCUUAUUUAGAAUUCAGGAAUUAAUUUAAAAAUCUUGUUCUUUUUCUGUUAAAUUUUUCAGUUAUUAUUUCCUUGAAUUCAAAACACAAAAAGUUGGUCUUUAAUUAUAAUUUUGUAUCUUAUAGAAUAGGAAUAUGGCAUUCCAACUAUCAAGACACGCAAUUACCAUCUCCCGUCGAGCACUCUCUACCAGCCUCGUCAAGUCUCAAUCUGCCAAGGCUCCCGCUUUGAAUCAAGAGCAAGUGGACAGUUACUAUCCAAAAAUAGGCAACCGAGAUAUCGUUGGUUUUGGAUUCAAUGGAAAUCCCAACUACCAAGAUAGACCAGAAUUUCCUGCUCCAGCAGUCCGUUGGGCCCCCAAUACUGAAGAAAUACAAGCUCUUAGGCAGAAGGAAGCUGGUGAUUGGAGUAAACUUUCAAUGGAAGAAAAAAAAGCCUUAUAUAGGGCUAGCUUCAGACAUACUUAUGCCGAAAUGAAGGCCCCAACUGGAGAAUGGAAGAGCAUUCUUGCAGGAACUUUAUUAGGAUGUGCUGUAGCCGGAUGGUUUAUGGUUUGGCUUAAAGCUUAUGUAUAUCCUUCCUUGCCUGUAUCUAUCACUGACGAAUGGAAGGAGGACAUGUUAGAGAAAGCAAUUAAACAACAGCAGAAUCCUGUCGAAGGUGUUGCAUCUAAAUGGGAUUAUGAAAGUAAUCGUUGGAAGAACUGA
Molecule: messenger RNA, 1116 nt
Organism: Dimorphilus gyrociliatus
Lineage: Eukaryota; Metazoa; Annelida; Polychaeta; Dinophilidae
Source: the annotation of a GenBank genome assembly